AUGUCGCACCUCAUCGGUUACAACACAGGUGCACUCCACCAAGCCAGCAGCGACUUCAACAACAACAUAUCAAAGAAAUACUAUCCAUCAGCCAUCGACCUGGAUGAGAACCCCAUCAUCCCGAGUCCAGACAUCUUCAGCGAACUCCAUGACUCCCAUAAGGAUAACCUACCCACUCCAGUGCAAUGCGCCGUGCAUCUAGAAUUGCUAGAAGCCUUCCAUGCGUUGCGCAUCAAGAUUCUCGACUCUAAGAAACUCGACAAGGCGUUCAACUUGGGUGAACCGACCAAGAAGAUUUAUCGUCGCAAGUAUAUAAAAGGCUUGAAAAAACAUGUCAAUGAAGAAGUCACACUAAGAAACCCGUCGUGGGAGGCCAAGCGGGACAAGAAAUGGACGUGGUACCUUGGAGAAGCAGCGCAAAGGUUUUUGGUAUGGGCUGCCAAGUUCAAUGCUUGGCUGACUCCAACGAUGGGGAAAGACGGUGUCAACGAUAUGAAGACUGGAAUAUCAAUGACUGAUUCCUCAUGGCUGCCGCCCGUGGAUAUUCUGAUGAUUUGGCAUGCUUUCCUUCUCAACCCUUCUGACUAUUUGGACUACUGCCGAAAUCAGAACUGGGACUACCUCCCAAGGGUCAAUUUCCCCUGGAAGCUUAUUCACGAUUCAAUCACGUCGCAAGGCCCUAUCCGUGAUGCCUGGGCAGUCACUGGAAAGGCCUGGGAAGUUCCCGAAGGAGAAGCAGUCAUUCCAGGCACUCUCCUUAAAUCAAUCAUUCAGCGAGGCAACUUGCAAACACAAGAUAUUGGCAAGCCAUACGCUUCUCGCUUCAUUGGCCAACUCGUCGACAACGUCGAGCGCCAACGUGUCUUCGUUGAAAAGAUGAACGCCCAUCUAUGGAUACGAAGCCCAGCACUACAAGGAACUCUUCGCCGAGCAGUCGAGAGAUAUGAGAGAUAUCUGAGACUUUUCAAACUCUACCCUGGCAAGAUGCUGGUUCCCGCACUUGAUAUUGACCUCGUCUGGCACACCAGUCAGCUCUCAGCAACAGCGUAUAUGAAUUCCAUGGAAGCACGCUGUGGCCGCUUCAUUAACCAUGAUGACAAGAUCAAGAAGUCAAAAUUGGCGGUCGGAAAUGAUGAGACCCAGACUCUCUAUCGUAUUCGUUUUGGAGAGGAGUAUACGGUUUGCUUGUGCUGGGAGUGUCAGGCUAUUAUGUCGGCCGUGGAGGAUUCUUCUGAUGGGGAUGAAUAUUUUGGAGAGUCACCAGUUUCAGGAUUUGUCAAGACACUCGCCGACAAGGUAUUGGCCGAUGUCCAGUUUUAUCGGGCUGUGGAAUCUGCAAGACGGAGAAAUCAUGUGAAGUUGCCAGUUCGCCCAGAGGAUAAGGCGCAUUCCCAGAACUGGCCGUUAGAUGCCCAGUAG
Molecule: messenger RNA, 1419 nt
Organism: Fusarium mangiferae
Lineage: Eukaryota; Fungi; Ascomycota; Sordariomycetes; Hypocreales; Nectriaceae
Exons: 3
Coding region: 1-1419 (472 amino acids)
Source: RefSeq, a predicted model, not a curated record